UCAAUUAUUGAGCCAUACUGGGGCCUUCUUGCCUUUUUCUUCUUGUCUUCACAGAAACCAUUAUUGAGGAGCACAUGGGGCUGUUGUUAAAGUAGUAAUUAUUGAGCAGUGGAGCCGUUGUUCACAUUUAUCUGUUGAUUUCUAAGUGGACUCUUGACUUUACAUAACUAGCCAAGUCUUCCUUCUUCACAGCCACUUUAAUCCCAUAUCUCAAACUACUCUCUAUCAGCUAAGCUUGCUACGUUUUCUUUCAUCCAACAAGAACAAAUGGCCGAUGCAAUCCUGUAUGGCGUUGUACAGAAGAUCAUUGAAAGCUUGGGCUCCUCCACUCUCAAACAGAUUGGAUCGAUCUGGGGUGUCAAAGAUGAUCUCGAAAAAAUGAACAACACUGUUCUCGCUAUUCAAGCUGUACUUGAAGAUGCAGAGGAGCAACAGGUCCAGAACCACCAAGACGGGCUCUGGCUCACGAAGCUCAGAGAAGUAGUUUUUGAUGCCGAUGACUUGCUGAGCGACUUCUCCACUCAUGUGUUUCGGCGUAAGGUGAUGGGUGGUGAUAAAAUGGCAAAGAAGGUAUGUAUUUUCUUUUCUAGCUCAAAUCAACCUGCUUUUCGUUUUAAGAUGGCUCGCAAAAUAAAGGCUAUGAGGGAGAGGCUUAAUGAUAUAGCAAAGGAUAGGAACAGUUUCCAGUUGGUAGAGCGUCCUUUAGGGACAGCAGUUGUGACUAGGGAGAGGGAAACAAAGGUUGUGAUGCGGGAGAGGGAAACUCACUCGUUUGUACGUACAGAAGAAGUUAUCGGGAGAGAGAAGGAUAAGAAGGCCAUCAUAGGUCUAUUGCAAGACUUUGAUGUGAAAAAUAAUGUUUCCUUUAUAUCCAUAGUGGGAAUUGGAGGGCUAGGGAAGACCACACUUGCUCAGUAUAUAUACAAUGAUCAGAUGGUCAAUGCUCAUUUUGAAUUGAAAAUAUGGGUGUGUGUCUCUGAUGUCUUUGAUGUGAAAACCAUUGUUAAAAAUAUGAUUACAUCUGCAACUAAAAAAGAACCUAAAAGCCAGCUAAUGGAACAAUUGCAAGAUGAACUUCGCGAAAUUCUUUAUCAAAAGAUAUAUAUACUUGUGUUGGAUGAUGUGUGGAAUGAGAUCAAAGGAAAAUGGGAUGAUUUGAAGACACUUUUGUUGGAUGGAAAAAGGGGAAGUAAGGUGGUGAUUACUACACGGACCAAAUUGGUUGCAGAUAUUACUAGCCCAUUCUCACAAUAUUUUCUAGGAGGCCUGUCAGAUGAUCAAUCUUGGGCUUUGUUGAAGCAAGUGGCAUUCGAAGAAGGGAAAGAGACCAUCGAUAAUGACUUUGAAGCAAUUGGUAUGGAUAUAGUAAAAAAAUGUCAAGGAGUGCCUCUCGCUAUAAAGAUGAUAGGAAGUGUCUUAUUCUUCAAAAAAUCAGUAGAUGGCUGGUUAAAUGUAAAGAAUAAUGAACUCACAAAUGUAACUGGUAUUUUACCAGUUUUAAAAUUAAGUUAUGAUCAUCUCCCGUCACAUCUAAAGUAUUGCUUUGCCUAUUGCUCAUUGUUUCCCAAAGAUUAUCUGAUUGAUAAGUUGACAUUGAUACAAUUAUGGAUAGCACAAGGGUUUAUCCAAUCACCAGAGGAGAACCUUCAAUUGGAGGAUGUUGCCAAUGAGUACUUCACGGAGCUACUCUGGAGAUCCUUCUUCCAGGAAGCAAAUGAAGAUGAAGGCAAAAAUAGGAGGUUUAAAAUGCAUGAUUUAAUCCAUGAUCUUGCACAAUCAGUAUCAAGGAUUGAAUGUGCACUGGUUGAUUCUAAUGCAAAAAAUGUCAAUGAAAGAACUCGCCAUCUAUCAUUUCCAGUUUAUAACGUUUCAUUCUUUGGAAAGAAUUUAAGCACAUUGAUUAAAGCAAAUAAGAUACGAACAUUUUUUUUGGGAUACUAUCAUCAUUUUUGGGUGUAUAAUAAGGGAAUGGUGGAAGAUUCAACUCUCAAAACACUUAUUUCUAGUUUUAGAUAUUUGCGUGCGUUAGACUUGCAUGGUUUUAAAAUGAAGAUGUUGCCAAAUAUCAUAGGUACUUUGAUGCAUCUAAAGUACCUUGAUCUUUCCUCUAAUGAUAUUGAGGUCCUCCCUAGUUGUAUUACUAAACUGGUGAAUUUGCAAACAUUAAAGCUCUGUCAGUGUGGAAAGCUUAGGGAGUUACCGGUAGAUAUUCAAAAAUUGGUCAGCCUCAAGCACCUUCACAUAGAUGGUUGUGAGAAUUUGACUCAUAUGCCAUGUGGAUUAGGGCAAAUGACUUCUCUUCAGACAUUAACCUUAUUUGUUGUGAGUAAGGGUUCUGUAGGUUCUUUCAAGCAUUGCGGUGGGCUAGCGGAAUUAAACAAGCUAAAUGACUUGAGAGGAAAAUUAGAGAUUAAAAAUUUGGCAUGGGUGAAAGAUGCUUCCUCAGAAUUCAAAGCAGCAAAUUUGAAGGAGAAGCAGCAUCUCAGUGAGUUGGAAUUAAGCUGGAAUUUGGAGGGUGAUGAUGCCGUAGAUACCUGUGAUGAUGAAAAUUCCAUGGAUGGCCUCCAACCACAUCAAAGUUUAAAAUCUUUGAACGUGAACGGGUACAUGGGUGUGAGAGUUUCUAGUUGGCUUUCAAUCUUAACAAAUCUCGUUGAAUUAAGAAUAUGGAAUUGUAACAAGUGCCAAUAUUUGCCACCGUUGUAUCAACUCCCAACUCUCCGAGUAUUAGAAAUUCUGGAUAUGAAUGGUCUGGAGUACAUGACAGACGGGGAUAUGAAUGAUGAGAUAUCUGCUUCAACAUUUUUCCCAUCCCUUGAGACACUCGAUCUCGGUAGUUGCCCAAAUCUAAAGGGAUGGUGGAGGAGUGUGGAUAAGGGGAAUGAGGCAACAACGACAUCAACAAUAUCAUCAUCAUCAUCAUCAUCAACUAAUCACUAUCACCAACACAUGCCGUACUUUCCGCGUCUUUCUUUCUUUUAUUUCCAGGAUUGCCCUAUGAUGACUUGCAUGCCGCUAUUUCCAAAUCUUGAAAAAAUGCUUCAAUUGAGGAAUAGCAGUUUGAAGCCGUUGGAAGAGACAAUAGAGAUGAAUAAUACGGGAGGAAGGGCUUCUUCAUUUCCGUCCUCUUCCUCUUCCUCUUCCUCCUCCUUCUCCCCUCCUCUCUCCAAAUUAAAGCAAUUGAAUUUGGAUGAAAUUCAGGAGUUGGAGUCUCUGCCAGAGGAGUGGUUUAAAAACCUAACUUCUCUUGAGAGUUUAGUGCUUUCGCAUUGUCCCAAUCUGACGUCACUUCCCGAAGGGAUGAGUCACCUCACCUCUUUACAGAGCCUGAGUAUUGAUGGCAGUCCCCAAUUAAAGCAAAGAUGCGAGAAGGAAAAUGGAGAGGAUUGGGAUAAGAUUUCUCACAUCCCAAAUCUUAGAAUCGAAGAUUGAAAAGUUGAACUACUGCAUACGCUUCCCUGGUAGAACAUGACAUGGAUUUCGAAGGGGCAGAAAGGAGGGAAGAAGAAAGUGGAUAUUUUGAAGUGCAAAGCAAAUUUUUGAAAGGGUGCCAGCAGGAAACAGGGGACGAUUACUAAAAACUUCUCACAUCCUAGCAAUCAUCUAUACAAUCCAUUUUCAUGUGGCUAUAUGGGGGAUCACGUGGCGUCGGUGCUUAACAGACCAGCCAAAUGAUGCAAGUCUACCAUUGCAUUGCAAAAGGCCCGCCUGCAACACUUACAGAUGUGGGGCUUUGCUCUGCUGCUAUUGGAUAAAGACUUUGAUGGUUUUAGUAGCACUGGUUACUGGUUAGCAUUCAUGGUCCUAACAAUAUUGGCUUGAAUUUAGGAACAGCAUUUGUGAAUAUUCUACUUGUUGCAAAUUUGUAUAGAGAGACUGUGUGAAGGUUUGAGAAGAGUGUGAUUUCCAUGUGCAAUGGUGCAGAAACAUUCUGAAACUGGUUUCGUCAUAGGCGUUGAAUUUGACAAACAAGACAGCAACAUCAGGCUGUGUUGAGUUAUAUAUUGGAAACCAGUUGUGUUGAGCUUGUGGUUUGGAUGGGCUUCUGCACUUCAUUUUGUUGCUUCUGUGAAUUUUUCUACUUCAACUGAGGUUAUUAAGCUCUUGCUUGAUGCUUCUGCACUUCAUUUGUCUUGUUGCAUACUGUUGACUAUGUAUAGUAAAACUUGUUCAUUUUAUUCUAGCUGUUUCUUUGCUUUAUAGUAGUAAUUGUAUUCAAGUAAUAUUGUGUAAUGGAACAUGUAUUUGGAGUCGAUGUUGAUUUCUAUAAUCAUGCAUUUUGGACAUGCAUAAUUGGAGUGUAAUAAGAGAAGCAAGGGUGGAUGCAUUUCUAUAAUCAUGCAUUUUGGAUAUGUAUAUGGGAUGGAUGUUAAUGAAUUCCUUCUUUUGUUUUAUUAAAAAAGAAUCUCUUGCCCUCUUCCUCAUAAGAUAAGAGAAGCUGCAACAUAAAGAGGUGGUGGAAGAGGAGCAUGAAGUUUGCUACUACAACAAUUGUGGCUAACAAGGGAGGUCAUACAUUAGUUCCACCAUGCAUGUAAUGGUAACUUGGGGUUAGAGAUAGAUUUAUUUUUGACAUUCAUUAGUUUAAUUUCUGUUGGAUUAAUAAAAGAACAUAUGACAUCUUAUGUAUCACGUACUCAUCUAUAGUAUUUUUAUUUUUUUUGUAAUUUUUUUGCUGGUAAUGUUUUGGACAUUUUAUGUGCAAUUUGGAUUUGCAAAAACAGUUUGAAGCCCAAAGCAAACAUUUGAAAGGGUACCAGAAGGAAGUAGGGGACGAUUGCCAAAAAUUGCUCACAUCUUGGAGUUUGGAGGGGAUGAACUUGCCAAUGAGGUAAUUCCAUCUUUAUAGAAAACUUGCACUUAAAUAUGGUGGAGCUUCUGCUAUGGAUUUAGUGUUCAAAAAAAAAAAAAAAAAUCCAAAGAAAUAUAACAUCACCAGUGAACAUUCUGUCCUUCAUGAAGCUGCAAACAUGCGUGAAUGCUAUAAGUGACUGGGAGUUCCUUGCUAUGCUUUCAAGUGCAAGAUAUGCACAUUUUAUUACGGACCUGUAAGCUUGAAUUUCAUUUUUUUUACUUUUAUUUUUAUCAAAUGAUGAUCAUGAAAUGCAUUCAUUUCUUUC
Quercus lobata is the source of this 5120-nucleotide messenger RNA. RefSeq names its product putative disease resistance protein RGA4. Lineage: Eukaryota; Viridiplantae; Streptophyta; Magnoliopsida; Fagales; Fagaceae. The transcript has 6 exons. The record is from RefSeq and is a predicted model, not a curated record. Gene Ontology annotation, molecular function: ADP binding; protein binding. The coding region runs from base 268 to 3432 and encodes 1054 amino acids.